AUGGUCAAGUCUUUAACCGCGCAAGACUUGCGCCACUACUGGAUAACCCGCCAGGAGAUUGCACUGCUCGAUGUUCGGGAAGAAGGACCUUAUUCCGAUGCCCAUCCAUUGUUCGCAUUAAGUGUACCGGUGUCGGAGAUCGAGGAAAAGUUGCCGUCAUUGGUGCCUCGGCUAUCCGCUCCUAUCGUUGUUUACGAUGAUGGCGAGGGCUAUGUUGAAUGGGCAGCAGCUCGCAUAUCAGCCUUGGGGUAUCAUGAUGUUGCCAUCUUAGAUGGAGGACUUUCAGCCUAUGCCCGCGUGGGUGAAGUUUAUCGUGAUGUCAAUGUGCCAUCUAAAGCAUUUGGCGAACUUGUGGAAGCUAUCGCAGGGACCCCAUCCCUGCCCGCGCUUGAUGUGAAAGAUAUCUUGGAGAAGGACCGGGAUGUGGUGGUAUUGGAUGCCAGGCGCUUUCAGGAGUACAACACGAUGAGCAUACCUCGUGGUCGCAGCUGUCCCGGGGGUGAACUUCUUUAUCGCUUUUUCGAAGCCGUUCCUUCUCCCGAUACUACUGUGAUUGUCAAUUGCGCUGGUCGCACGCGUUCGAUUGUUGGCACCCAGUCCUUAGUCAACUCCGGAAUCCCAAAUAGAGUUAUGGCUCUCAGAAACGGUACCAUUGGAUGGACGCUGGAGGGUUUGGAACUUGAACACAAUAAGAUCGAAAGAGUUCCACAACCUUCACACGACGCAUCGCUUAAAGCACGGGAAUACGCUGCAGCGUGGGCACAACACGUUGGCGUGAGAAUUAUAAAUGGCGAGCAGCUCAGUCAAUUUGCGGCAACAGCAAAUACUCGGACUCUUUACAUGCUUGACGUCCGAGACCCAGACGAAUAUGCUCUAGGCCAUCCGGUAGGGUUCUCAUCUGCUCCCGGUGGUCAACUGGUUCAGGCUACAGAUGAAUGGGUCGGUCUAGGCUGGGAGGUUUACGUUCUAGACGAGAAGUCUAAAGUGCCUGACAGCAUUCUAUGCCCCGAAACUCCCUCCUGGCAGGGCCAGGAUUCUGGCGCCAUAACGGUGAAUGAAUUGGCUGCACUAACCGAGGCUACCUUUGUCGAUCUCGCUCGCAGCCCAAUUUAUCGCAAAGGUCAUAUUCCCGGCGCAUGGUUUGCUUCAGGACCCGAACUAGUCCGUGAUCUGAAUACUGUCAGUGGAACAGGACCUAUUGUGCUGACCUCACCGAACGGCAACGUUGCUGCUAUGAAUAUUGAGUAUGCACGCAAGACCAUAUCGCGCGAAGUAUUGUACCUCGUGGGGGGUACAGCGGCUUGGGUAGCGGCUAAUCGCCCACUGGAGACGGAGGCACGCUGGCUUUCCCAGCCAAUCGACGUCUACAAACGCCCUUACGAGGGAACGAGCAAUGCACGAAAGGAUAUGCAAGGAUAUAUUGACUGGGAGCACGGGCUUGUUGCACAGCUUGCGAAUGAUGGAGUCGCCUGCUUUCAUGUUGUACAAAACAAGCGCGUGAAGGCAAAGGAGCUUUGA
Messenger RNA from Penicillium lagena, 1518 nucleotides. RefSeq lists its product as uncharacterized. The record is from RefSeq and is a predicted model, not a curated record. The transcript has 2 exons. NCBI's taxonomy places the organism in Eukaryota, Fungi, Ascomycota, Eurotiomycetes, Eurotiales, Aspergillaceae. Bases 1 to 1518 code for a protein of 505 amino acids.